Molecule: messenger RNA, 687 nt
Organism: Pseudomassariella vexata
Lineage: Eukaryota; Fungi; Ascomycota; Sordariomycetes; Amphisphaeriales; Pseudomassariaceae
Exons: 3
Source: RefSeq, a predicted model, not a curated record
ACUCCGAUCUGGGUGCUCGUCGCUCGCAUCUUUCAAAUCACCCUAUCUUUCAUCGUAGUCUGCGCGUCAGGAUGGUUCAUCCACGGCCUGUAUCUGAACGAGCUCGGCUUCGCCAUCGUCUGUGGUCUCUUCACAUGGAUAAUAUCCCUCUACACUAUCCUUACCGAGAAAAUCCGCGCCUGCCAACGGGGCUACAACACCUGGGCCGUCCUCUCCCUCGAAGGCCUCAUGAUUAUCUUCUGGCUCGCGACCAUGGGCGCCGUCGCCAGCGCACGGGCGGCCUUCAAGUAUAACGUCAAUGCUACGUGCACGAGUGACGGGUCGGCCGUCAAUAGCGGACAUUGCACCAUCAGCAAGCGAGUCACGGGGGUUGCCUCGCCUGAAGCUUUGGGUGUGGUGAGCGGUGUAGCUGGUCUCUGCGCUAUCAUUAUGCUUCUCUUCGUAGCAUCUUUCGCCUACGUCUGCCACUUCUUCCGCCUUUCUCUCGCAUCGCCCACCGCAGACCCUGGGAAGCACAUCGGUGGCGCGACGAGUGUGCAGUUUAAUCCCACGCCCGGCGCCGCGAUGCAGCCCCUGAUGAACCAGGAUCAGCAACAGUUGUACAACCAUGAGCAGCCGAGGUGGGCUGAGAACCAGGUUUAUGUUCAGCAGAUGAUUUAUCCCCAGCAGACCCAGGUAUAUGACCCC